AUGUUUGGAAUUAAUGUAAAUAAGAGUCCUGGAUCGGAUAGUUAUGGUAGUGGGUUCUUCAAAGCAGCAUGGAGUGUAGUAGGGCAAGAUGUGUGUGCUGCAAUACAGGAAUUCUUCAAAACUGGCAAAUUGUUGAAACAGUUAAAUGCUACAAUAAUUUCCUUAAUUCCAAAGGUUAGCAAUCCAACAGAUGCAACCCAAUUCAGACCUAUCUCCUGCUCAAUCUUUUCUGUCAAAGUUAAUGGUGAUAGUUAUGGCUAUUUCAAAGGAAAACGGGGAUUGAGAUUGUUAUUUGUUCUGCUCAUGGAAUACUUGAGCAGGGUGCUGAAGAAAAUGAGUCAGCUACCAGACUUUAGAUAUCAUCCUAUGUGCAAAGAGAUGCAACUAACACAUUUAACAUUUCCAAAUGAUUUAAUGAUUUUUUGUAAGGGUGCAGAAUCUUCUGGAGCUAUUUUUAUCCUCCCACAAAGUGUAUUGAAGGUAGUUGAUAAGAAGUGUAGAGAGUUCCUGUGGGGAAGUAACAAGGAAGGAAGGAAAAUGGCUCUAGUUUCCUGGGACACAGUGUGUAAACCAAAGAAGGAAGAAGGGUUGAAUGUGAAGAGUAGCAAAAAAUGGAACCUGACCUCUGUUGGAAAACUCAUAUUUCUGUUGAUAACAAAUAAGGAGAAAUUGUGGGUAAAAUGGAUCCAUGGAAUCUACAUGCAACCUAAUGAAGAUUUCUGGACUCAUAUACCAUCUGGAAGCAGUAGUGGGUAUUGGAAAAACUUAAACAAUAUCAAAUUGGGGAUGCAGCACUGGUACAAAAAUGAUAGAUACAUCCUAAGUGCAAAUGGUAUGUUUUCUGUCAAUCAGAGCUAUCUUGCAAUAGUAGGACAAGGAGGAAUCAUUGAUGCAUAUGAGGUCAUCUGGAGUAGCUUGAUCCUACCUAAACAUAGGUUCAUCCUAUGGUUAGCAUAUCAUAGGAAACUAAUGACUAAAGAUAGAAUGGCAGACAUGGGGAUACAAUGUGACAAUGCAGAAUGUGUGCUAUGUGAGAAGCAAGAAGUGGAGGAUGCAAUGCACUUGUUUACAGAAUGUCCAUGGACAAGAGCAGUAUGCACUGAGGUGCUGCAAUGGGUAAAGGUGCAAAUACCACUAGUGGAGACUAGGCUGGUCCUGCAAAGUAUCAAGCAGAAACAAUAG
This is a messenger RNA of Lycium barbarum (goji berry), 1182 nucleotides long. RefSeq lists its product as uncharacterized. Bases 1 to 1182 code for a protein of 393 amino acids. NCBI's taxonomy places the organism in Eukaryota, Viridiplantae, Streptophyta, Magnoliopsida, Solanales, Solanaceae. The record is from RefSeq and is a predicted model, not a curated record. The transcript has 3 exons.